AUGUCAUCAAAAGUGGGCUCAAAGGAUUAUUCGAAAUUUCAACUGUCAACUUCUCCUUCAAGUAGUUGUGGCGAUUGGUUGGCUGCACAAUGGUGUUUGAUAUCGGAGUGGAGCGAAAACGGAUCAGAAGUGAUAGGACUUCUUGUUGGUGGAUUCGAUUCGGUUCGACUCAAAUCUUCUUCACCUGACAGCCGUUAUGGUUUAGGCAGUCUCUUCUACUGUGAAGAUGCACAAAAAUGGGCAGAGAAAGGCGUGGUGACAGCAGCUGGGUCACCAAAGUGGAUGAACUAUCAACGGUCGGGUUCCCCGUCAAGUCAUCUUGAUUGUUACCAUCACCACUGCUGCCCAUUUCAGAUACUAAUUUCGCCAGUCAGCCCUUCACAAACAUUUAGUGUGAGGAAUAUUCUUCGAAGAAAGGAACGAUCAUCGCAAUCAGUUAACGGUACGCAUUCAAACAAACAUUAUUAA
This is a messenger RNA of Acanthocheilonema viteae, 468 nucleotides long. The record is from the annotation of a GenBank genome assembly. Lineage: Eukaryota; Metazoa; Nematoda; Chromadorea; Rhabditida; Onchocercidae.